GUAGUUACUGUACCUAUAGUUUUGUCUUCAGUUGAUGACUAAUGUUUUAAUUUUAAACGGUUUAACAUCAUCCUCGGUUUUUGUUCAUAAUUCAAAUACAAUUUAUACUGUGUUGUGUAUGAUCUGUAUAAUAUUUCCAGUGUGAAAUGGACAGCAUACACUCCGUUUGUUGAAGUACAUAAAAAUGUUUAUUUCGAUUUCGGACAAAUUGACAAUAUUGAACUUAAAUGAAACGAGUGAAAAAAAGUCUGCAGACAGAGAAUAUACCGUUGUUGUUGAGCCAAGCGGAGAGACAGUUCGAUGGAGAGGAUUCCGAUUGUUUUUUAUCCAGUGAUGACAUGACGCCAUUCAAGAAACACAACAUAUAUUACAGAAGUAGAUGGGCUAGGGUGUCUUCGUUGUUGUUCUGUGGAUUUUGCCAAUGGAUUUGGCAGAAAUGCUUCCGCAAGAAGGAGCUUACCUCACGAACCAUUGUCAUUGGGAAACAAAGUACCGAAAAGUAUUCGCCAAAUGUCAUUCGCAAUCAGAAAUAUACCAUAAUUACAUUCCUCCCUAAGGUGCUUUAUCAACAAUUCAAGUUUUUUUUAAAUCUUUAUUUUCUCCUAAUGGCUAUGAGUCAAUUUGUACCUGAACUACGAUUGGGAUACCUCUACACAUAUUGGGGACCAUUGAUUUUUGUAUUGGCUGUAACAUUAUUUCGUGAAGGUGUUGAUGAUAUUCGAAGAUGGCAACGAGAUGAAGAGGUUAAUUCCCAAAAGUAUAAACGUCUUAUUCGUGGUAAAGAUCAUAAUAUUGGUACUGAAUAUGUUUCAUCAUCUAAACUUAAAGUUGGAGAUUUAGUACUGGUAGAAAAAGAUCAAAGAGUUCCAGCUGACAUGGUAUUAUUAAGAACUACUGAAAAAUCUGGUGCUUGUUUUGUGCGAACUGAUCAAAUGGAUGGUGAAACAGAUUGGAAAUUACGCCUUGCUAUUGGAGAUACCCAAAAAUUAGAUUGUGAUGCACGUUUGUUUGAUAUUACUGCCACAAUUUUUGCAGAAAAACCUCAAAGAGAUAUUCAUAGUUUUAUUGGAACAUUUAGAAGGCAAGAUAACGGAGAAGAAGUGAGUCUUGAUGUAGAAAAUACAUUAUGGGCUAAUUGUGUUGUAGCAAAUGGUUCAGCACUGGGUGCUGUUGUUUAUACUGGUGCUGAAACUAGAUCAGUAAUGAAUAAUUCACAACCUCGCAGUAAAGUUGGUCUUUUAGAUAUUGAAAUAAAUCAGUUAACCAAGUUACUUUUUUGCGCUGUGGUUGGCUUGGCCUUUGUUAUGAUGUGCUUAAAAGGUUUUAGUGGUCCAUGGUAUCGUUACAUGUUCAGAUUUGUAUUACUCUUCUCAUAUAUCAUACCAAUCAGUUUAAGAGUAAAUUUGGAUAUGGGUAAAGCAUUCUAUUCGUGGUCUAUGCAAAGAGAUGAAGAGAUGCCAGAUACUGUUGUUAGAUGUACAACAAUACCAGAAGAAUUAGGACGAAUAUCAUAUUUGUUCUCUGAUAAAACUGGAACAUUAACUCAAAACUCGAUGGUAUUUAAACGGCUACAUUUAGGAACUGUCUCUUAUGGUGCUGAGUCUUUUGAUCAAGUUUCAGAUCAAUUAAAAAUGACUUUUUGUGGUACAGUUGAACCUACACAUAAUCGUAAUUUAUCACAAGGAUCCACAUCAUUUAAAAUUAGACGUUCUGAGCAAACUCGUCUUCAUGAUGCUGUCAAAGCUAUAGCACUGUGUCAUAAUGUUACGCCUGUUAUUGAAAAUAAUGUACAGGGAAAUAUUACUGAUAGUCCUGUGGAACUCAGAUCUGAAGCAGAUCAACAUUAUAUUAAAGAAGGUCUUCUUUCUCGUUCACAGUGCACUUAUCAAGCUUCUAGUCCUGAUGAAAUUGCUUUAGUAAAAUGGACCGAAGAUGUAGGUUUAGCAGUGAUUAAGAGAGAUUUAACAUCACUUAAAUUACGUACAUCAACUGGAGAUAUUCUUAACUAUACUAUAUUACAAAUGUUCCCAUUCACAUCAGAAACUAAACGCAUGGGAAUUAUUGUCAAAGAUUUAGCUACAGGAGAUAUAACAUUCUAUUUAAAAGGAGCUGAUGUAGUUAUGUCAUCUAUUGUUCAAUAUACAGAUUGGUUAGAAGAAGAAUGUGGAAAUAUGGCUCGAGAGGGUUUACGUACUUUAGUAGUAGCUCGAAAAAAUUUAAGCGAAGAUCAAUACUUGGAAUUUGAAUCACGUUUGAAUUCUGCAAGAUUAGCUGUAACAGGUCGUGCUCAAAGAGUAGCAACUGUUGUAGACACUCUAGAACGUGAAAUGGAAUUAUUAUGUGUAACAGGGGUUGAAGAUAAACUUCAAGUAAAUGUUCGUAGAACAUUAGAACUGUUAGGCAAUGCUGGAAUUAAAAUAUGGAUGUUGACUGGAGACAAACAAGAAACAGCUACAUGUAUUGCUAAAAGUUCUCGUCUAGUCUCACGAACUCAAGAAUUAUUUAUAUUCAAUCCAGUUCAUACAAGAAUUGAAGCUCAUCAGCAAUUAAAUGCUUUUAGAAAGAAACAAGAUUGUGCUCUAGUAAUUACUGGAGAUUCAUUAGAAAUAUGUUUGCAAUAUUAUCAAACUGAAUUAUUAGAUGUGGCUUGCCGUAGUCCAGCUGUAAUAUGUUGUCGAUGUUCUCCAACUCAAAAAGCACAAAUUGUGACUUUAAUCAAAGCACAUACUGGGAAAAGAACUGCUGCCGUUGGUGACGGAGGAAAUGAUGUUUCAAUGAUUCAAGCAGCAGAUACGGGUAUAGGUAUUGCUGGUGUAGAAGGCCGACAAGCUUCUUUAGCUGCUGACUUUUCUGUGCCUCAAUUUUCACACCUUGCUAGACUUCUUAUGGUUCAUGGCCGAUAUAGUUAUAAACGAUCAGCUUCCCUUAGCCAAUUUGUCAUUCAUAGAGGUCUGAUCAUAUCCACUAUGCAAGCAAUAUUUUCAGCUGUAUUUUACUUCUCUUCAGUAACACUAUAUCAAGGGUUUCUAAUGAUUGGGUAUGCUACACUGUACACCAUGUUUCCUGUAUUUUCCUUGGUACUUGAUAAAGAUGUAUUAUCUAAAAUUGCAUUAACAUAUCCAGAAUUAUACAAAGAACUGAGUAAAGGACGAUCGUUAUCAUAUAAAACAUUUUUCAUUUGGGUUUUAAUAAGUAUUUAUCAAGGAGGUGUUAUAAUGUAUGGAGCAUUAUUUCUAUUUGAAGAUGAAUUCAUUCAUAUUGUAGCAAUUAGCUUCACUGCUUUAAUUCUCACAGAACUAAUCAUGGUUGCAUUGACAGUACGAACUUGGCAUUAUUUAAUGUUAUUAGCUGAACUAUUUAGUUUAGCGGUUUAUAUUUUGUCUUUAAUCAUACUCAAGGAUUAUUUUGAUUCUCAUUUCAUACAAACUGAAUCAUUCCUGUGGAAAGUUACUGUGAUUACAUUGGUUAGCUGUCUACCAUUAUACAUUCUAAAAUUUUUAAGGAAAAAAUUUUCUCCUCCCAGCUAUUCCAAGCUAUCAUAA
Sipha flava (yellow sugarcane aphid) is the source of this 3542-nucleotide messenger RNA. RefSeq names its product probable phospholipid-transporting ATPase IIB. The transcript has 19 exons. NCBI's taxonomy places the organism in Eukaryota, Metazoa, Arthropoda, Insecta, Hemiptera, Aphididae. The record is from RefSeq and is a predicted model, not a curated record. Gene Ontology annotation, molecular function: ATPase-coupled intramembrane lipid carrier activity; ATP binding; magnesium ion binding. Gene Ontology annotation, biological process: endocytosis; phospholipid translocation; retrograde vesicle-mediated transport, Golgi to endoplasmic reticulum. The coding region runs from base 228 to 3542 and encodes 1104 amino acids. Gene Ontology annotation, cellular component: plasma membrane; trans-Golgi network; endosome.